AUGACGUACGUUUCAAUAUUCAUCCAUGUAAUAGCAUUGCUAUUAUGUCCUACAACCCUUGCCAAAAACCAUACCGAUCACCUUGCACUUCUAGCCAUCAAAUCGACCAUAACUGACCCACAAAAUGUUCUCGAGUCAUGGAAUACAUCCCUCCAUUUUUGCCAAUGGCAAGGAGUUACAUGUGGUCGUCGGCAUCCUAGAGUCACCGAAUUGAACCUUGGGUCUAGAGGCAUAGUUGGUUCCUUUUCCCCUCAUAUUGGAAAUUUGAGUUUUCUAAGAGUAAAUAUUCUUGAGAACAACACCUUUAAAGGUGCAAUCCCACCUCAAUUAGGCAACUUAUUCAGGUUACAGAAGCUGAUUCUCAACGACAAUUAUUUUGAAGGUGAAGUUCCAGCCGCUUUAUCAAACUGCACUAGACUUGAUGAACUUAGGUUGUCUCGCAAUAAACUAGUUGGAAAGCUCCCACAACAGUUUAGUUCUCUGGUAAACCUCAGGUUCAUAGCCUUUAGGGACAAUGAUUUCACAGGAGGGAUACCAUCUUUCUUAGCGAAUCUCACUUCUCUUGAAUUCAUCUACGGUGUUGGAAAUCCUCUAGGUGGAAGCAUUCCACGAGAUUUAGAUAAGUUAUACAAGUUGCAAGUAAUAACUUUUUCCGUUACCCAACUCCAUGGUAUGAUCCCUCCAUCCUUAUACAAUUUAACAUCAUUAAGAGUUAUAAGUUUCACAAACAAUGAAAUCAUUGGAGAUCUACCAAAAGAUAUAGGGUUGCAGCUACCUAAUCUUGAGUUUUUCCAAAUAACAGCAAAUAAUUUUACAGGAAUUAUUCCCUUCUCAUUUUCUAACUGUUCUAACUUGGUAGAACUUGGCUUGGGUCUAAACGGUUUCACUGAGAUAAUUAACAUAAAUUUCAAUCAGAUGCCUAAUCUUUCGUAUGUUGGUCUAUUUCGAAACCAUUUAGGAAAGUCUCAACCAGAUGAGAUGAAAUUCAUUGAUACCAUGAUCAAUUGUAGCAAUCUUGAAGUUUUGCUUGCUCAUAAUAACAAAUUAGGAGGAGUUCUUCCUAGUUCUGUAGGCAAUCUCUCAUCUCAACUUACAAUUCUAUCCAUUUCUGCAAACUCAUUGUACGGGGCCUUUCCAUCUGGCAUAGGGAAUCUUGUGAAGUUAGAGCAUUUAAGGAUGGAAUAUAAUCAGUUCACAGGCAUACUUCCUAGUGAGCUUGCCAAUCUGCGAAACCUGCGACGUUUUACCAUAGAAUACAACAGCUUCACCGGGAACAUUCCAAAUUUUAUAGGAAACCUGUCAUUGUUAGAUGCAUUGCUUCUGCAAGAUCUUUCUGAUAAUCACUUAGGUGGACCAGUUCCCCAGAACAUAGGAAAUCUCAAAAGCUUGACAACACUUGAUUUGUCGCAUAACAAUCUGAUUGGCACAAUCCCAAACACCAUUGCGAGUUGCACAAGCCUUGAGGUCCUAGAUAUGAAAGAAAAUUAUUUUCAAGGUCCGAUACCUCAGGCUAUGAGUGCUUUAAGAGGUAUCAGAAACCUUGAUCUUUCUAGUAACAACCUUUCUGGAAUGAUUCCAAGCUUCUUCGGGCAGUUAAACCUGUCUACAUUGAAUUUGGCGUUCAACAAUCUUGAGGGCGAGGUACCUAUGACAGGCAUUUUUAAGAAUGCAAGCACUUUUGCGAUUGAUGGGAACAACAAGCUAUGCGGAGGCGUUCCUGAGCUUGGCCUACCUAAGUGUGCCGUGUCAGCAAAAGGUUCGCAUAUGCCACAUGUUAUUCUAGUUGUCAUCCCAGUUUGCUUGUUUCUCGUUAUAGCAUUAGUGUUGGUUUCAUUGUUUUGUUGGAAAAUCAGAAAGACACAACCACUGCCAACAGAAGCUUCAUUCAUCCAACCAUUUUCAAGAAUAUCUUAUGGAAGCAUACUCAAAGCCACAGACGAGUUCUCCCGACAGAAUCUAAUCGGGUCGGGUACUUUUAGUGAAGUUUAUAAAGGUAUCUUUGAACCAGAUGGUGAAGUGUUUGCAAUCAAGGUUCUAAAGCUUGGAAAUCAAGGAGCUUUGAAAAGUUUUGUUGCUGAGUGUGAAACUUUGAAAAACGUAAGGCACCGUAAUCUUGUAAAAAUCAUUACAUCUUGUUCAUCUCUUGAUUUUCAAGGUAAUGAUUUCAAAGCUCUUAUUUACGAGUUCAUGCCAAAUGGGAGUCUUGAAAGGUGGCUACAUCCAAGUUCUCAACAAAAAACUGAGAACGAAGAAGCUCCACGAAGAUUAACUAUUCGUCAAAGAGUAACAAUUGCAACAGAUGUGGCUCAUGCCCUUCACUACCUCCACCAAAACUGUGACUUUACUAUAAUUCACUGUGAUCUGAAGCCAAGCAACAUUUUACUGGAUAGUGAAAUGGUGGCUCACAUUGGUGAUUUCGGGCUAGCAAAGUUUCUUCCAUUAAAGCCUCAUCAAAGCAGUUCAAUUGGAAUAAGAGGCACAGUUGGGUAUGCAGCUCCAGAGUAUGGUGUUGGAAAUGAGAUGACAAAAGAAGGGGACGUCUACAGUUUUGGGAUUUUGUUGUUGGAGAUGAUGACAGGAAGGAGACCAACCGAUCCAGUUUUCCAAGAAGGAUUGAAUCUCCAUGAAUAUGUGAAGAUGGCGUUGCCUGAGCGUCUCAUGGAUAUCAUUGAACCGCAGGCGCUAUUUUCUACAAACAAGGAACAUAAGCAAGCUCCAAACAUGAACCAUGGUUACAGUAUGGAUGAACUACCAAAGUUAAAGAGAUUGGAAGAGAGCAUGAUUUCACUGGCUAGAAUUGGGUUGGCGUGUUCCAUGGAGUCUCCCACCGAUAGGAUGGAUACGAACAAGCUGGUGCAUGAGUUGCGUCACAUUAACGAAAUCUUUCAAAGUUUUUAAGACAUCAAGGGGUGGUGGCGAAGUUGGCUAAAGCGUACAUCUCAUAACUACUUGUAUGUUAUACCAAGGUCGAGAGUUCAAGCCUCUCUCGCCCCAUUGAUUUUCUUUGGUACCUUCGACUCAUCAUAUCUAGUUGAUUUUUGUUGUGUUGCCAAUUAAUUAGGUCACUUCAGUCGUAAACUGCAUGGCAAUGCCCGGGAGUGUCUGCCUUAUGUCCUGUUUAUUGUAACAUAAAUUGGUCAAUUUCAGUAUUACGUAUUAAAACUAAAUAAAGGAUUGUAUUACUAAUAUUAGAAA
This is a messenger RNA of Erigeron canadensis, 3195 nucleotides long. RefSeq names its product probable LRR receptor-like serine/threonine-protein kinase At3g47570. The record is from RefSeq and is a predicted model, not a curated record. The coding region runs from base 1 to 2898 and encodes 965 amino acids. NCBI's taxonomy places the organism in Eukaryota, Viridiplantae, Streptophyta, Magnoliopsida, Asterales, Asteraceae. The transcript has 3 exons. Gene Ontology annotation, biological process: protein phosphorylation. Gene Ontology annotation, molecular function: protein kinase activity; ATP binding; protein binding.